CAAUUCUUUACUAUUACACAAUGUUGUACAAACUGUUGCAUUAACUGAUGAUGGCAACUUUGUUCGAAAUAGUGUACAGACGUGCCAUCAAUUUUAGAGCUCGUUCCACAUAUACAAAUACGCAGAGUUAUAAAAAGAUUUGUUUAGUUUAAGUUUUAAGUUAAUUAAAUGUUCUAAUCGCUCUAGUUUGGAUGCGUUAUAUAUAUUGGACUAAAUUAAUCGCGAACAACUUAUUGUUCCAAAUCUUUAUGUAACGAAAUUAUGAUAAACCCAGCAACCGAAGCAAUACACUCGGCCACUUAUGUGGAUAACUACAUAGAUUCUGUGGAGAAUCUUCCAGAUGAUAUACAAAGGCACUUAUCUAGAAUACGAGACAUAGAUGUGCAAUAUAGAGGUCACUUACGAGAAGUUGAUCAUUACUAUGAUCUAUGGAAAUCAAUGCAAAACGCAGCGGAUAUCUCUAAUAAUAGAAAAACCCGCGCUAUACUUCGCAUGCAACAAAACCUUAUACAAGCACAAGAGCUUGGUGAUGAAAAAAUGCAAAUUGUAAAUAUACUGCAGGAAUUAAUUGACCUUAAAACAAGACAACUAGAUAUAGAUCAGAAAAAUCUUGAUAUAAAAGAGGAUUUGCAGCAACAUCGAAUCGAUAGCAGCCAGCAAAUGGACGAUAGCAGUCCAAUCCCUACCAAACAAUUACGUACACAUAGUCCAAUACGUGGUGAUUCCGCAAUAACAUCCAGCAGCAGUAAUGAACGUCAAAAUAGCAAUACUUCUUCGAAAGAUAAUAAUUCCAAUACAUUCUCUAAUAUCGGUCGUAAUUUUAAUGAUGUCGGUAAUAUAGAAACUACGGCUAAUUCAGGAAUUAGUAACGGUGUGCUUAUAACAAAUGGUAACUCAACUGGUACCUUAAAUAAUAGUAAUACAAAUAAACGCUCACGUCGUCGACAUGAAAGUCAUGUAAAUAAUAACAAUGGAGUUAUGGAAUUUGGUGGAAACGAAUCUAAUUCUGCCAACGAAGGUGGUAGCAAUGGCGGUAGUGAGCGCCACUCUUCACAAUUGCGCUCGACUAUUAUUAGCGGAUCUACACAAAAGAAAAACUCCACACAAAAUCAAAUCGGUUCGGGCGGUGUGGGCUCUGCAAGCAGCACGAGUGGUACCGCCACCAAUAGUUCUUCUUCAAACACUGGAAAUGGUUCCGGUAAAAAGAAAAAACGUAAGGCACGUGGAACACAAUCCACAUCUGCUCAACUGGUUAAUACACGUGAAGAAACGCCGCCCCCUGAUCCAAUAGAUCCUGAUGAGCCAACGUAUUGUGUUUGUAAUCAGAUUUCCUUUGGUGAAAUGAUUCUUUGCGAUAAUGAUCUUUGCCCCAUUGAAUGGUUCCACUUCUCAUGUGUGUCCCUUGUGCUGAAGCCAAAAGGUAAAUGGUAUUGCCCUAAUUGCCGUGGUGAAAGACAGAACAUAAUGAAGCCAAAAGCUCAAUUUUUAAAAGAGCUUGAACGUUACAACAAAGAAAAAGAGGAAAAAACUUAAUUUUAGUAUUUUUAAUUUUAAUAAAUAUUAACGUCGCUUUGUACAAAGUAAAAUAGUUUAGUAACAACAUCGAGCCGUUAAUGGUAUUUUUUGUCCUUUAAAGUAUCUCUUCUAUUGCCAAAAGCAUACCUUGGAGAAAACGAACAUUAAAAAUCAAUGAAAGGAAAAAAUAUAUUUUGAAAUUAAUAUUUACAUUUUUGU
Teleopsis dalmanni is the source of this 1734-nucleotide messenger RNA. Its product is annotated as inhibitor of growth protein 1. The coding region runs from base 262 to 1533 and encodes 423 amino acids. Gene Ontology annotation, cellular component: nucleus. Gene Ontology annotation, biological process: positive regulation of DNA-templated transcription. The transcript has 3 exons. The record is from RefSeq and is a predicted model, not a curated record. Lineage: Eukaryota; Metazoa; Arthropoda; Insecta; Diptera; Diopsidae.